CAACAGUGAGCUCAGAGACUUUAGGGAGGCGCUGCGACUGACAAGCGGCUCUGCCCGGGACCUUCUCGCUUUCAUCUAGCGCUGCACUCAAUGGAGGGGCGGGCACCGCAGUGCUUAAUGCUGUCUAACUAGUGUAGGAAAACGGCUCAACCCACCGCUGCCGAAAUGAAGUAUAAGAAUCUUAUGGCAAGGGCCUUAUAUGACAAUGUCCCAGAGUGUGCCGAGGAACUGGCCUUUCGCAAGGGAGACAUCCUGACCAUCAUAGAGCAGAACACAGGGGGACUGGAAGGAUGGUGGCUAUGCUCCUUACACGGUCGGCAAGGCAUUGUCCCAGGCAACCGGGUGAAGCUCCUGAUUGGUCCCAUGCAGGAGACUGCCUCCAGUCAUGACCAGCCUGCCUCUGGACUGAUGCAGCAGACCUUUGGCCAACAGAAGCUCUAUCAAGUGCCAAACCCACAGGCUGCUCCCCGAGACACCAUCUACCAAGUGCCACCUUCCUACCAAAAUCAGGGAAUUUACCAAGUCCCCACUGGCCACGGCACCCAAGAACAAGAGGUAUAUCAGGUGCCACCAUCAGUGCAGAGAAGCAUUGGGGGAACCAGUGGGCCCCACGUGGGUAAAAAGGUGAUAACCCCCGUGAGGACAGGCCAUGGCUACGUAUACGAGUACCCGUCCAGAUACCAAAAGGACGUCUAUGAUAUCCCUCCUUCCCAGACCACUCAAGGGGUAUACGACAUCCCUCCCUCAUCAGCGAAAGGCCCUGUGUUUUCAGUUCCAGUGGGAGAGAUAAAACCUCAAGGGGUGUAUGACAUCCCGCCUACAAAAGGGGUAUAUGCCAUUCCGCCCUCUGCUUGCCGGGAUGAAGCAGGGCUUAGGGAAAAAGACUAUGACUUCCCCCCUCCCAUGAGACAAGCUGGAAGGCUGGACCUCAGACCUGAGGGAGUUUAUGACAUUCCCCCAACCAGCACCAAGCCAGCAGGGAAGGACCUUCAUGUAAAAUACAACUGUGACAUUCCAGGAGCUGCAGAACCGGUGGCUCGAAGGCACCAGAGCCUGUGCCCGAAUCACCCAACCCCGCAACGGGGACAGUCAGUGGGCUCUCAGAACGAUGCAUAUGAUGUCCCCCGAGGCGUUCAGUUUCUUGAGCCACCAGCAGAAACCAGUGAGAAAGCAAACCCCCAAGAAAGGGAUGGUGUUUAUGAUGUCCCCCUGCAUAACCCGCCAGAUGCUAAAGGCUCUCGGGACUUGGUGGAUGGGAUCAACCGACUGUCCUUCUCCAGUACGGGCAGCACCCGGAGUAACAUGUCCACGUCUUCCACCUCCUCCAAGGAGUCCUCACUGUCAGCCUCCCCAGCUCAGGACAAAAGGCUCUUACUGGAUCCAGACACAGCUAUUGAGAGGCUUCAGCGGCUCCAGCAGGCCCUGGAGAUGGGUGUCUCCAGCCUAAUGGCACUGGUCACCACCGACUGGCGGUGUUACGGAUAUAUGGAAAGACACAUAAAUGAGAUACGCACGGCAGUGGACAAGGUGGAGCUGUUGCUGAAGGAGUACCUCCCCUUCGUCAAGGGAGCUGUUGCAAAUGCUGCCUGUCUCCCGGAACUCGUCCUCCACAACAAGAUGAAGCGGGAGCUGCAACGAGUCGAAGACUCCUACCAGAUCCUGAGUCAGACCAGCCACGACUUAAAUGAGUGCAGCUGGUCCCUGAAUAUCCUGGCCAUCAACAAGCCCCAGAACAAGUGUGAUGAUCUGGACCGGUUUGUGAUGGUGGCAAAGACGGUGCCCGAUGACGCCAAGCAGCUCACCACAACCAUCAACACCAACGCAGAGGCCCUCUUCAGACCAGGCCCUGGCAGCUUGCAUCUGAAGAACGGGCCGGAGAGCAUCAUGAACUCAACAGAGUACCCACACGGUGGUUCCCAGGGGCAGCUGCUGCAUCCUGGGGACCACAAGGCCCAGGCCCACAAGGCACUGCCCCCAGGCCUGAGCAAGGAGCAGGCCCCUGACUGUAGCAGCAGUGAUGGUUCUGAGAGGAGCUGGAUGGAUGACUACGAUUAUGUCCACCUACAGGGUAAGGAGGAGUUUGAGAGACAACAGAAAGAGCUAUUGGAAAAAGAGAAUAUCAUGAAACAGAACAAGAUGCAGCUGGAACAUCAUCAGCUGAGCCAGUUCCAGCUGUUGGAACAAGAGAUUACAAAGCCCGUGGAGAAUGACAUCUCGAAGUGGAAGCCCUCUCAGAGCCUACCCACCACAAACAGCGGCGUGAGUGCGCAAGAUCGGCAGUUGCUGUGCUUCUACUAUGACCAAUGUGAGACCCAUUUCAUUUCCCUUCUCAACGCCAUUGACGCACUCUUCAGUUGUGUCAGCUCAGCCCAGCCCCCGCGAAUCUUCGUGGCACACAGCAAGUUUGUCAUCCUCAGUGCACACAAACUGGUGUUCAUUGGAGACACGCUGACACGGCAGGUGACUGCCCAGGACAUUCGCAACAAAGUGAUGAACUCCAGCAACCAGCUCUGUGAACAGCUCAAGACUAUAGUCAUGGCAACCAAGAUGGCCGCCCUCCAUUACCCCAGCACCACGGCCCUGCAGGAAAUGGUGCACCAAGUGACAGACCUUUCUAGAAAUGCCCAGCUGUUCAAGCGCUCUUUGCUGGAGAUGGCAACGUUCUGAGAAGAAAAAAAAGAGGAAGGGGACUGCGUCAAUGGUUACUAUGGAAAACUGGAAAUACUAUCUGGUUUUUGUAAAUGUUAUCUAUUUUUGUAGAUAUUUUAUAUAAAAAUGAAAUAUUUUAACAUUUUAUGGGUUAGACAACUUUCCGAAAUUCAGGGAGCUGGAGAGGGAAAUCUUUUUUUUUUCCCCUGAGUGGUUCUUAUGUAUACAUAGAAGUAUCUGAGACAUAAACUGUACAGAAACUUGUCCACGUGCUUUUGUAUGCCUGUGUAUUCAUGUUUGUUUGUAGAUGUUUGUCUGAUACAUUUCAUUAAAAAAAAAAAAAAACAUGAAUUAAGAAGCACCUUA
Nomascus leucogenys (northern white-cheeked gibbon) is the source of this 3015-nucleotide messenger RNA. It is a transcript of the gene NEDD9, whose product is annotated as neural precursor cell expressed, developmentally down-regulated 9. The record is from RefSeq and is a predicted model, not a curated record. Gene Ontology annotation, cellular component: cytoplasm; plasma membrane. Gene Ontology annotation, molecular function: protein binding. Gene Ontology annotation, biological process: cell surface receptor protein tyrosine kinase signaling pathway; cell migration. NCBI's taxonomy places the organism in Eukaryota, Metazoa, Chordata, Mammalia, Primates, Hylobatidae.